Molecule: messenger RNA, 330 nt
Organism: Penicillium verrucosum
Lineage: Eukaryota; Fungi; Ascomycota; Eurotiomycetes; Eurotiales; Aspergillaceae
Exons: 2
Coding region: 1-330 (109 amino acids)
Source: RefSeq, a predicted model, not a curated record
AUGAAGCUCCAGAUCUUGGCUAUUAGCUUUGCAGCUCUUUCCUCGGGUGUGUCUGCAGGUUGUGCCUACAACGAGUAUCACUGGAACUGUGAAUGGCAUGGCUCGUCACCAUCAUGUGGUGGAACAAGUCAUGAUCUUGGGUAUACCGACGCGGAUGGAUGGGAGUUAGUUAAGUGGUCGAAGGAUGCGGACAUCAAACACCUCAGGUCGUCAUUGGGUUAUUGCGCUGGUUCUUAUGGAAGUUCCUGUUGGUCUGGCUACAAACGACUGUGGUGCAAGUCAAACGUUCAAACGGAUUACAGUGGACAGUACUACGACGAACCUAUGUGA